GUGCAGCGCAGCCGGGCCGGGGCCGGCGACCGAGGCGUCGCGGCGGCGGGUGGAUGAGAGCUGGCCCCGAUCUCCGCGCCGGGGAGCCCGUCCGUCAUGUCCGGGUGAGGCAGAGGAGCGCCAGGCUGACCAUGCUGAGGAGGCUGGACCGGAUCCGGUUCAGAGGCCACAAGCGGGAGGACUUCCUCGACCUGGCGGAGUCCCCAAAUGCCUCGGACACGGAGGGCGGGGACGAGCUGCCCCUGAAGGUGCCCCGGACCUUGCCCCGGGACAGCGAGGAGCUCAGGGACCCCGCUGGCCCAGGGACCCUCAUCAUGGCCACAGGGGUCCAGGACUUUAACAGGACAGAGUUUGAUCGGCUGAACGAGAUCAAGGGUCACCUGGAAAUUGCCUUACUGGAAAAACACUUCCUUCAGGAGGAGCUCCGGAAGCUUCGAGAAGAAACCAACUCGGAGAUGCUGCGGCAGGAGCUGGACCGGGAGCGGCAGCGGCGGAUCGAGCUGGAGCAGAAGAUGCAGGAGGUGCUGAAAAGCAGGUCGGAAGAGCAGACAGUGCAGGCUCAGCAGCCACCGAAGGGGCCAAGCCAGGCCGGCAAUGGCACAGAACGGCGCGGCCAGGGACUGUCCUCGCGCGUGCACAAGUGGUUCUCGGAAAAGUUUGGGGAGUAUGUGGAGGACUUCCGCUUCCAGCCCGAGGAGAGCACGGUGGAGACCGAGGAGCCCCUCAGUGCCCGCAGGCUAACUGAGAACAUGAGACGCCUGAAGCGAGGUGCCAAGCCCGUCACAAACUUCGUGAAGAACCUCUCUGCCUUAUCCGACUGGUACUCGGUCUAUACCUCAGCUAUCGCCUUCACAGUGUACAUGAACGCCGUGUGGCACGGCUGGGCCAUCCCCAUGUUCCUGUUCCUGGCAAUUCUGAGGCUGUCCCUCAAUUACCUCAUCGCCAGGGGCUGGAGGAUACAGUGGAGCAUCGUGCCUGAAGUGUCAGAAGCCGUGGAAGCUCCAAAGGAAGACCUGACCGUGUCUGAAAAGUUCCAGCUGGUGCUGGAUGUCGCCCAGAAGGCCCAGAAUCUCUUUGGCAAGAUGGCUGACAUCCUGGAAAAGAUCAAGAACCUGUUCAUGUGGGUCCAGCCGGAGAUCACUCAGAAGCUGUAUAUCGCGCUGUGGGCCGCCUUCCUGGCCUCCUGCUGCUUCCCCUACCGCCUGGUGGGCCUGGCUGUGGGGCUGUAUGCUGGCAUCAAGUUUUUCCUCAUCGAUUUCAUCUUCAAACGCUGCCCGAGGCUGCGGGCCAAGUACGACACGCCCUACAUCGUGUGGCGGAGUCUCCCCACAGACCCCCAGCUCAAGGAGCGCGCCGGCGCCCCCGUGUCCCGCAGGCUGCAGACGGCCUCGUCACGGAGCUGCGUGUCCAGUGCGCCAGCCGGCCUGAGCAAAGAUGAAGAGGUGGGCCGCUUCCACAGCACCAAGAAGGGCAACUUCCACGAAAUCUUUAACUUGACGGAGAACGAGCGUCCUCUGGCCGUGUGUGAGAAUGGCUGGCGCUGCUGCCUAAUAAACAGAGACCGCAAGAUGCCCACGGACUACAUCAGGAACGGGGUUCUGUACGUGACGGAAAAUUACUUGUGCUUCGAAAGCUCCAGGUCUGGGUCGUCGAAGAGGAACAAAGUGAUCAAGCUGGUGGACAUCACCGACAUCCAGAAGUACAAGGUCCUGUCCGUCCUCCCGGGCUCUGGCAUGGGCAUCGCUGUUUCAACACCAUCCACCCAGAAACCCCUGGUGUUCGGCGCCAUGGUGCACAGAGAUGAGGCCUUCGAGACCAUUUUCGGGCAGUACAUGAAGAUCACAGCCGCGGCAGCCUCCGGUGGCGACAGCUAGUCCUGACGGGCGCCGCGGGUCCCUUCCAGACAGCGUGGUAGUGGAACCGACCCGCCGCCGCCGCCGCUUGGUCUUCUGCAAUAAUCCCCCUGGACCUGCCGUUCCUCACAUGUUGGCCGGGCUCUGCCCCCCCUCUGGGAGGGGCUGGGCUGCCCCGCCGGGGUGAAGCACUUUAGGCUACACGGGCCACACGGGCGUGCAAAGGAUCCUUGGGGCCUGCUGGAAGGACGCCGCCUCCAGGCCCCGCGCGCACGGCUCCUCGUUCUCCCCCUGGCCUGGGUGCAGACCCAGUGCCAGCCAAAGAGGCGCUGCUGACCCCAGCGCUCCGAGGCCAGAGGUGUGUCCCCAUCAAAGCCAUAGCACAGUGGGUUUGUGGUCCCUCCUGUGGGUUUGGCGAUGGUGAGCGGGGGCACGGAGGCCCCUCCAUGGCCUCCAAAACCGCCAGCGGUCUCUCUCGGCCUUCAGUGAGACCCAGGUGCCUCGCUGACCCUCAGCGCUGGCCCCGGGCGGGGUCAGGCACCGCCUUGUGUUCUGAGCUUGGCUCAUGGGGGCUGGUGAGGAGGGUCCCUCGGGUCCCAGGGGGUCCGGUCCUGGCCCACCACCCCCGUGGCAGAGGGAGGGGCGUGCAGGUAGAAGCACAUCUUUUCAGCACUUGGCUCUUCGGAAGGCCGGAGCGUGCCGGCAAGGCUUCGGGUGCUCUGCCCUUUGGUUGCUCUCAGGUGAAAGUCAGCUGGAGUCUGGCUGAUGGAUGGGGUAGGCCGGGGCCAGGCAGGCUGUGGGCCCCCGGGAAAGCCUGGCAGCGCCCUCCACCGUAGGGGCCACCCUAGCAUCUGACAGUAUUUCUGUUCUUGUGGCCGGCUCCGCCAGGGAAGCCCUGGCGCUCAGCCGAGCGCUGCGGACGCCUGAGCUCAGAGGCGCCAUUUCCUCUGGGACGCCCGUGUGGGACAUCAAAAACAGGGCACCUGCACCGCGGAGCCUGGCCCCUGCAGGGUGGGUCACCGAGCCCUCCAGACGUCAUUAAGAUUGUGGGUUGUUGUUUUUUUUUUUUUUGAAGAAACAGAUUAUAUUUUUUACAGAGAGCAAGCUGUUUUUCUUAUUUUUGUAUCAUUUUUCAGAUGUAAUUUUUACCUUUGCUCCGAUCCUCAUUUGCUGGUUUGGGUGUGAGGCCUAUGGCUUGGAUGGUGACCCCUUCAUCCCAGGGGCUUCCUGCUGGGGGGAGGGAACGGGGGCACACACCCACCGGCUAGAUCAAGCACACACCCCACCCUGGAGGGCGAAGGCUCCCCGCCACACAGGCAUGGCGUGGGCCAGGGCGAAGCGGCAGCCUCGUACACGGAGGAGGAGCCCUGCGGGGGGACCUACAGCUUCCCGUGCAGGGGGCGGGGAAGGAGCACCCGUGGGAGCUCUAGGCGCCCGUGGGGAGGCAGGGUGAGCCCUGAUCUGUGCCCAGAGCCGCGGCAGUGCCCCUCGCAGGCCGGAGGGGAGCCUGAGCAGAGAGAGGCAGAGUGGUUUAGUUUGAGCCCUUUUACAGAGAAAGGGAGAUGAAGACUUGACCACAUGGCAGGUGCCCGGCCCCACUGCGUGGCCCUUGGCGGCCAGGGAGACGAGGGCAGCCCAAGCCAACACUGCCAGCAGGUCCUGGUGCGGAGCCCACGGGGCGGGCAGGCUAGGCCCAGGCUCUGGGCCUCCUGCCAGGGAGACCGCGCUUUGUUGCAGGUGGCGUAAGUCUGGGUGGGUAUUUAAUUUCUAUGACUAGUCACCGAAGUAGAUUGAAUGUUACCUUUUGUAUGUCUGAAGCCUGAGUCUAUUUUGAGCUGUACGUAAUGGUUGCUGGCGUUAAGGGUUGUCCUCUAUGAAGAACGGAUGGGAGAAGCCUCCGUCACAUUUUUUUAAAGAAAACCUUGUUUAAAGAAAGUCUUGUAUACAUUAUAAUUUUAUUUAAAUAAACCUAAAAUGCUUUGUGCCAAG
Messenger RNA from Dipodomys spectabilis (banner-tailed kangaroo rat), 3842 nucleotides. It is a transcript of the gene Gramd4, whose product is annotated as GRAM domain containing 4. NCBI's taxonomy places the organism in Eukaryota, Metazoa, Chordata, Mammalia, Rodentia, Heteromyidae. Gene Ontology annotation, biological process: negative regulation of toll-like receptor 9 signaling pathway; apoptotic process. The record is from RefSeq and is a predicted model, not a curated record. The transcript is spliced from 19 exons. Bases 54 to 1874 code for a protein of 606 amino acids.